AUGAAUAGUCGCAAGUUUUUGUGUUUCUGGCUAUUUCUUCAGUUUGUAUCUAUUGUGUACGGAGCUCGGGGCACCUUUGGUAAACCCACUGAUGAUAAGUUUCAGAUGUUGAUUGCCGGUGGCAUAAUACCGGAUAAUGCCAAAUUUGUGAGGAAUUUGGUAUCGAUUCGGACGAUGGAAUUCAUUGAAUACGCUGGUGACAAUCAUUUCUGCACAGGCGUUAUUAUCAGCAGUAAGACAAUUCUUACGGCGGCUCAUUGUGUUACGGAUAGUCACAAUUCGGUUAUGCAUCCACGUGGAUUGCUGAUUGUCUUUGGGAACUUGUUCCGACUCGGAAAGUACGAAAGAAGUGACACCCGACGUGUUGAAAAAAUUGUGGUCCAUCCACAAUAUAGCCGAUUUAAGAAGUACGAUGUCGCUAUACUUAAACUGGCCCAUCGCAUUCCCUCAAAUUUGCGUAAUGUCAAGCCAGUUGUAAAACGAAAGCGCACGGUCCGUAUGCCAAUGAGAUCAUGUACCUGGACGUUAUUGUUCGCCAUCCUGAGCACUGUUCUGAUCUCAAGUUUUUCACAAAGGAGAGCAACAUUUGUGCGGAGCCGCAAGCAGAAGGAGAACUUUGUCCAGGCGAUUUGGGUGGCCCAUUGA
Drosophila innubila is the source of this 645-nucleotide messenger RNA. RefSeq names its product salivary plasminogen activator beta-like. Gene Ontology annotation, molecular function: serine-type endopeptidase activity. Gene Ontology annotation, biological process: proteolysis. The transcript is spliced from 3 exons. The record is from RefSeq and is a predicted model, not a curated record. NCBI's taxonomy places the organism in Eukaryota, Metazoa, Arthropoda, Insecta, Diptera, Drosophilidae. Bases 1 to 645 code for a protein of 214 amino acids.